This is a messenger RNA of Puma concolor (puma), 992 nucleotides long. RefSeq names its product interleukin 12B (gene IL12B). Gene Ontology annotation, molecular function: protein binding; cytokine receptor activity. Lineage: Eukaryota; Metazoa; Chordata; Mammalia; Carnivora; Felidae. The record is from RefSeq and is a predicted model, not a curated record. Gene Ontology annotation, cellular component: membrane.
AUGCAUCCUCAGCAGCUGGUCAUCGCCUGGUUUUCCCUGGUUUUGCUGGCACCUCCCCUCAUGGCCAUAUGGGAACUGGAGAAAAACGUUUAUGUUGUAGAGUUGGACUGGCACCCUGAUGCCCCCGGAGAAAUGGUGGUCCUCACCUGCAAUACUCCUGAAGAAGAUGACAUCACCUGGACCUCUGACCAGAGCAGUGAAGUCCUAGGCUCUGGUAAAACUCUGACCAUCCAAGUCAAAGAAUUUGCAGAUGCUGGCCAGUAUACCUGUCAUAAAGGAGGCGAGGUUCUGAGCCAUUCGUUCCUCCUCAUACACAAAAAGGAAGAUGGAAUUUGGUCCACUGAUAUCUUAAGGGAACAGAAAGAAUCCAAAAAUAAGAUCUUUCUAAAAUGUGAGGCAAAGAAUUAUUCUGGACGUUUCACCUGCUGGUGGCUGACAGCAAUCAGUACCGAUUUGAAAUUCACUGUCAAAAGCAGCAGAGGCUCCUCUGACCCCCAAGGGGUGACUUGUGGAGCAGCGACACUCUCAGCAGAGAAGGUCAGAGUGGACAACAGGGAUUAUAAGAAGUACACAGUGGAGUGUCAGGAGGGCAGUGCCUGCCCGGCUGCCGAGGAGAGCCUACCCAUUGAAGUCGUGGUGGACGCUAUUCACAAGCUCAAGUACGAAAACUACACCAGCAGCUUCUUCAUCAGGGACAUCAUCAAACCGGACCCGCCCAAGAACCUGCAACUGAAGCCAUUAAAAAAUUCUCGGCAUGUGGAAGUGAGCUGGGAAUACCCUGACACCUGGAGCACCCCACAUUCCUACUUCUCCUUAACAUUUGGCAUACAGGUCCAGGGCAAGAACAACAGAGAAAAGAAAGAUAGACUCUCCGUGGACAAGACCUCAGCCAAGGUCGUGUGCCACAAGGAUGCCAAGAUCCGCGUGCAAGCCAGAGACCGCUACUAUAGCUCAUCCUGGAGCAACUGGGCAUCCGUGUCCUGCAGUUAGGU